AUGUUUGCAAUACUUAAGUCUUCAUUUGCGGCAGUAAAGGCUGCUUCUACACCAAGUGUUAGACUCUCUGCUCCUGGUAUACCGGCAUUAUCAGGAAUUUUCAUGCAACAAAGAUUUGGAUCUAGAGGUGGUAACAGAGGUAACACAUAUCAACCAAACACAUUAAAGAGAAAGAGGAGACUUGGUUUCCUUGCUAGAAUGAAGUCUCGUACUGGUAGACAAAUUGUCAAGAGAAGAUUCGAAAAAGGACGUUGGUUCCUUACCCAUUAA
This is a messenger RNA of Pichia kudriavzevii, 270 nucleotides long. RefSeq lists its product as uncharacterized. Gene Ontology annotation, biological process: translation. Gene Ontology annotation, cellular component: ribosome; mitochondrial large ribosomal subunit. The record is from RefSeq and is a predicted model, not a curated record. Bases 1 to 270 code for a protein of 89 amino acids. Gene Ontology annotation, molecular function: structural constituent of ribosome. The transcript has a single exon. NCBI's taxonomy places the organism in Eukaryota, Fungi, Ascomycota, Pichiomycetes, Pichiales, Pichiaceae.